Messenger RNA from Colletotrichum orchidophilum, 1038 nucleotides. RefSeq lists its product as uncharacterized. NCBI's taxonomy places the organism in Eukaryota, Fungi, Ascomycota, Sordariomycetes, Glomerellales, Glomerellaceae. The transcript has a single exon. The coding region runs from base 1 to 1038 and encodes 345 amino acids. The record is from RefSeq and is a predicted model, not a curated record.
AUGGCUCCGUCAUUUGUGGAUAACAACACCGCUGCCAAGGGAAUGAAGGAUCAGAUCAGAGCGCAGCAAGCUAAGAACUCCACGACCAAGCCUGAGUGGGCCAAAGCUUUCAAGAAUGAGAAAUCCUUGUUGACCAAAGGCCCUCGGCCGCUACACCUCGUGGACAAGCACAGCAAAGGCAAAAGCGGCCCUCCGUCCAACUCCAAACCCCCACGUCCCAAAGAUACCACAGCUCAGAAGCCCAAGACUUCCGCCGAGAACCCAUACUGCAGCGGCGCCAUCCAGGAAGACUUGCCAAUCCAGAUGAUAGACGCCGAAAACGGACAGCGCCUCCCGGACUCUUUCCAUCGCCACACCCCGAGUCAUCUCCACGUCCACGAGGGUGCAGGUGAUGAUCAGGUCAAAGGCAAAGAUGGGGAGCGAGUUCAAAAUGGAGAGCUACCGCCCAUCAAGACAAUCGGCAAGCUGGUCGAGUCUGCCUUUUACCUCUACCAGAUGCGAACGUACGGUGAUAACGAGAAGCACUCCGUCCAGCGUGCCAGAGCCAAGCGUGCGGUCAUGUCGCAAGCCUUUUACAUCCUGCUUGUCAUGACCAUCAGCCUGGGCCUGUCUAUCGGGGUGUUCGUCGUCAGACGUGGGGAACCUCCAGCGGACCUGGUUUGGAUCUUCGUUUGGAUGGGGCUCAGUGGUGCUGUUGUGCUCUGGGCCAUUGUGGCUCUCAUCCUGAUCCAGUGGUCAAAGAAAGGGCUCAAAAACGACUUGGAGGUUGCUAGAAUGGGAGACGCGUUCAAUGCCACCACUGCUGGGGUUGAUAAUGCUGAGGGAUGCUUUGUGAAUGGUGUGCGUUACAAGAGCGAUCAGCCUCCCAAACCGGACUCCACUUCUGAUGAAGCCGGCCAACCAGCGAGCGGUCAAAAAACCACGGAAGCCCCUGGAUCUGGCAAACAGCCAGGUCUUGAUAUAAUCCGUGAGUCGAAAGGUAGCUGGGCACACCACACAAGAAAAGAGCUAUCCAAGUUGUCAACGAUGCAGGAGUGA